CGACCACUCCAUGAGCUUUGCCCCAGCACCUUAUAACUUAGAGGGGACAAGUGUGCUGGUACCAGCUUUGCGGUCGGGUAGCUGGGGGGCAUAAACCGGAAAGUCCGGCUUGGAGACUGCAGCCUGCCAGGAACUGGAAAUAUGGUACCAGCUCUAUCUGGUGAAUGUGUGCUGAGGGUGGAGGGUCUGGAGCCCAAUCAGAAGUAUGUGUUUGCUGUUGCAGCAUACAACAGUCAGGGAAAGCUACUGGGCAGUACUAUAGGGGGGACAACAUUACCACUGUUGGCAUCCAUGCCUGUACCGCUGCUUUCCUCUUGGGCUCAUUUGGCUAAGGUGGCUUUUCAAACAGAGCAGUAUGCUGUAGCAAAAAGAGCCUGCAGAGAACUUUGGAGCCACUGCAUCUACCCUGACAGUGAGUCCAACGGCAAAGAGGAUAGACUAGCCACCACAGGACUACGCAAAGAAAUCCUGCAGUACUCCUCUCUUCACCUGUGUCAGCUGUUUCUCACGUCCAUCUUCAUAGAGACAGAGAUCAACAUUCAGCAGGGAUCACUCUAUUGUGACUCAUUCAGUGACAAUGGACCAUUUAUCUGGGAAAAAGAAGCCAGACUGGCAGAAUGCGAGCGAAUACUGGUGGCCAUGGACUUGGCGAUGUGUUUGAAUGAUGCAGCUGCUGCUUUGCAGGCUGCAGUUAGCUGCUACGGGCUCCUGGCACCUAUAAUGUUCCAUCAGAUUACGUGUGACUCUGUGGUACAAGUACUAAAAAAAUGCUUGAUGGUGUUGGAGGAAAAUUCAGGUCUUCUAAAACAAAAAUGGACUGGAAACACCUCAGAAUCUUUUAUCCACAUGAUAGCCUGCAUCACCUACUACCUGGCAAAGACGUUGCGUGUGCUCAGGAAACACGAGAUGGCCAAAGCAGUGAUGGACUGUGGCUGCAGGCUACUUCAGGAUGUCUAUCAUGCCCAGCUGCAGAUUAGGAGACUCACCAAUCAAUCUGAGGGUCGUAAAACAGCAGAUCAAGCCACAGUCAAGAGUGAGAUGAAAAUAAGUCUUCAGCUGAAGGCACUGGAAAGAAAGAACAAAAAAAUAGCAGUUUCAGAAGGAACACACACCCCAGAGCCCGAGACUUCUCAGACACUGACCGUCUCAGAAGAUCCAAACUUAUUGUACGAGCUGAUCUCCAGCGGUACAUUAAAGGAUGCCUACGUGCAUGUAAUGAAACUCAGACGCAAGGUGUAUUUUACUGAGUUUGCUGCACUGCUACUCCAAAGAACCAUGAAAGAAGGCCACAUAGACCUUGUGUUGGAAUGGGGGCAGAGCCUGUUUCAGUUUCUUUCCAGCCGUGACGAGGCGAUGGUACUGUCUGCAAAAUGUUUGGAGGGGCACGGUCAGAUUAGAAAAAGAAGUGGAAACCAGAAUGCAAAAGGAAACGAAACCUCCCAGAACAAGAACGCUUCUUCACAUGAUGAUACAAGAAAGAAAGCAAAGCAUAAAUUGGCACAGAAUAUGCUUUUGAAAAUGAGGACUCACAGGGAAGUGCUGGCUGUGGAGAACUUGCUUGCUAUGAUUUCAUCCGUGAUGCAGCGCCAAGAGAAGAGGCUGCAGCUGAGGCACACUUGCACUGAGGAGAGGGUGUGGAGAUCACACCUGAACUACUGCAUGGCUCAGGCCCAUUUAGCAGUGUUUUACCAGCGUCUGGCCCAACAACACGGAGGAGACCUGGAUCAGAGAUACAGCCAGUUUCAUCCUUUGUAUUUUUCUAUGGCUUACUCUGGUGUCCUGGUAUGGAGGAACAACUCACAGCAACAUGAGUUGGAGUCUUCAAAUGAAGCUGUCUUACAUGAAGACUCAUCUGAUCACAAGGACUAUGUCAUGACAGCUCACAAAGACAGAGGCAGAAAGGAAGCAGUUGAUGGCUCUGUCGCAGAGGACAGAUGUAAGGAGGGAGAGGGCUCUCCUCAUUCUCUGGAACAGCAGAUGGAGGCACAGAGGUGCACUGGUGCCACACUGCUGGAGUCAAUUAACAAAGUUGCUGUGCAUCUCCGGAGAGCUAUGGUGUUGGCUCAUCGUGGCAACCACUGGACCACUCUGCAGUGUGUGUGUCAGGCACUGUGGGACCAAAGCUGCAGAAUCACUGUCCUUGUACAGAGAGCUGCUCAGCUUGAAACUCCAUGUACGAUUACAGCAAAACAGCUACACAGUAUCCUCACCCCACUGCUGGUGCUGGCUACUGACUUCAUCAUGGAUAUGCUGCAAAAACUAGGGCUCUGGAGUUUGUAUGACAGUGACUUGACUGAAGAUGAGCUAGAGUCCAGUCUCCACUUCUCAGUCCCACUUGAUGACAGCACCCAGGUGGAUCUGCGUUGGGUCCGCACAUUGGUGUUGCACACUCUUGAGCGGCUCCAUGACAGUGGCAAGUGGGAAAGCCUGGCCCACUUUGCUUUACUUUUCAACUCAUACACACGGGAUCGGUAUACCGUUAUCAUAACUCCUCUGCUUGUCCACGCCCAGAGGAUGUUGCUUGAAAGAAUAAACUCUUUUGGAGGGCCCGCAGUCCCACAGCCACACCAUGUCAACACACAGAAGGCCACUGGAAAAGAGGUGACCAAUAAAAGUUAUGCAGGCUGCCAGCUUCUCAGUGGUCGGAUCCAUCACGCUGCACAGAAACAGCACCUUCACAAAAAAGCAGCUCUAACAAACUCGAUUCCUCGAGAAGCAGUUGAUCUUAAAGGUGCAGAGAUACAGCACUCCAUGUCUCUCGUUUGUGUCCCACUGGAUGUGGAGUACACGCUGAGCUGUUAUCAUCAAGCUCUUGAGAAAAAGCCAUAUUGUCUUCAGAUGUUCCAGCACAGUCGCUCACUGCUUGUGCUGCUUCUUGCAAACACACAGCCCUGCUUUAUGAUACCGACACAGCAUUGUCGGAGCCAAGGUCUCAGCCAUUCAGCGAGCUUUGUGAAUUUCAGUCCCGUUGUUAUGCCCACUCCAAACAUCCAACCAUGUGACCUGACAGAGGAGGACUACAGUACUCCAGAUGCUAUCUAUGGCUUCCCUAUCAGCCGUGACCACUUGCAGACUAUCAUUUCUGCAUACACCACUUCUAUAAAAUAUCUCAAGGCUAACAGCCGUGACUCCCUCAGAGUUCUGGCUCUGCGUGAACUGGGAAACCUACAGUUCUACAGUGGAAACACACGAGCUGCUCACUCAUGCUGGAGUAAAGCCGUAGACUGUGCCUUGCAGAGCUCAGGUGUUUUGGAGAAAUGGGAUGGCGCGUCGCUUGGGAAUGGCUCCCUGCAAGAAAUUCUAAGGAAGGCUGGAAUGUGGGGAUGUCUGCAGGCAGCUGUGGUCACUGCUAAGAUAGCACAGUUUAUCUUAACUUCUGAUAUCAACCAGCGGACAAAGUACUGUCUCCUGUCUGCUUACCUGUUUAAGAGUUUGCUGUGUUGCUCCAUGGCUCAACCCCAGGCAGACCUCCAGUACGCCUCCUACAGCAUCGGAGAUGAGUUGCUCCCUGGAGUUGACCUUUUCUCCGAGCCCCACAGGCUUCACCUCGGCACCACUGUGUCAAGCCUGAACUUCAUUUGCCACUGGCUUUUAACCACUGGCUACUGCAUCACGCUGCUUCCUACACUAGCCCUCUAUCUACAUUUUGUGGGGACUGUGUGCAGAGACGUACAGCACACUGUUAAAGGCAAAAUAUUGAAGAUACGUGCCCUUACUGAACUGUGUCUGUUCACUGAAGCUGUGAAGGAGGCAGUUCAGCUCACGCGUGGAACAGGUGUCCUUCUGCCUCAUGGACAAUACAUUGCCAGUGCCUGUGUCAAACCUACAAAGACAUUCUGUAGCAACAAGUCUCUUCUGGACAAUGCAGAGGCUUUGGAGGAACUUGUGAACUGUGACUUUACUCCAGAAGUCUGCACCCUGUAUGGACCAGCACUGUGCCUCAGAUUUAACCUUGCUCGUGUCCAACUAGUUCUGGCACUUACUAAUGCUGUCGCAGGCUUUCCUGUGCCAGAUUCUGUGGAGGGAGAAGUUUGUACCAGUGUAACAAGUUGUUCGGUGGACCCAAAAGAUGAUGAGCAGGAAGGUCCAGACACUGAUGACUGCUGUCCAAAGACAGGAGAACAGAAAGUUCUCAAUCUUGAUGCUAAGACUGAGGAUCUAAGCCCAGAAAGGAUUAAGUUCCUUUUGCUGGAGCGCGCCUCCUUGUGGUUAAACACCAUUUCAGAGCAGCUUGAAUCUCAUUCCUUGUGCAAAAUGGAAACCCUGGAACUGAUGAUAGAAUCCAGUCUUCUAAAGGGCAACCUCUACAUGCAGCAAGCACAUACCGCACUUUGCUUUGAGACGGCAGUUUCAUCUUUGAAGCUGCUCCAAACAUCACCUGUGACUGUUAGAGGAUCCGGGGCUGAUGAUAAAGAUUUUGGUGAGUCAGACGCCCAGAAUGGAGACUGUCCCAGAGUAGUUGAGGCCAGUGAGAGGAUUGGAGUUCAUCUGUGGUUACAUUGCCGCUUAGCUUUGGUCCACAGCCUGGUUGCCCACAACCCUCGCGCCGUUGAGCUUUUACCAGGUAAGAACAUUAAUGAGGAGGCAGCCCGGGUGUUACAGGAGGGUCUCGAUGAAUGUGCACUGUGGGGAGACCUUGAUAUUCAAGCCCUGCUGUUGGUUGAAGGUGCCAGACUGGAAGCCCGGAGAGGCAAGACUGACAACAGCAUGACAAUGCUGCAGAAAGCAGUGAGCCUGCUGUCAGGACGGACACGCUUGCCACAGAAGUCUGUCAUUACGCUGGCUCAGGCCACUUUGCUGCUCAGUGACUUAAGAGGGGCACAGAGUAUCACACCUCUACAGCUGAUGCAGAAACUGCUGAAGAAACAGCUGUGUGAUUUUGGUGAAAGUGUGGAAUUAGUUGAUGGAAAAAUGUGUUUCUUUCCUCCCGGACCACGCAACAUCUACCUCCCAUACUUCAACAUACUAAACCAGACCAAUUUGCAAAUUGGCAACAUCCUGGGUCAAAGUCAAAUGGAGACACAGGUUUCUGCCAGCCAGUCAUCACAGUCCACUUCAAGGCAGACUUUGCACCACUCUCUCCAGAAUGAAAGCGACUCGAGCAAUUUAAUCUCCAAGCAAUCCGACCACCUCCAGUCCUAAAUGACUUAAAUGCAUCUUUUGUGCAUAUUUAAAGAUGGAGGUGGAUGUUGAAGGCUUUUAUUUUCCUGGAGACCAAGAGUCCUGUGGAGAAGUUUGUGUAGCAACACAUUAUUUUAUCGGCUCAGUACAUAAGAGCCAAAAUACUGCAUAUAGUUUCACAUUUCUGGAUAUUUUAAGUCACUUUUAGUUCACGUCUAGAAUAAAUGAAAUGGUAUGCAUUAAUUUAAGCCCUUUUAAUCUGAGGUACUCAAAGUUCUGCAAAGCAUUGAAAUGUGAAUGUUCAUUUAUCAAGUCACACACACCAACAAGAUUAGCCGUGGGUUUGGUGUCUUGUCCAAGGACACUUCUACACAUGAAAGUGCAGAGGCUUGAACCACGAACCCUGCAAGCUACCCCACAGCUACCAAACUACACGGUGCUACCAGAGCUCUGUGUAGUUUUUGUUGUUCUUCUUGUGUGUUUAUCUGCAUCAGUAAAUGGAUCAAAUAAAAUAAACACAAAAGAAAAGAGUAGUUUCAAACUGACGUAUGAAAUAUGGGAGCCAGACAACUCUGAAAAGAUAGACAGAUAGACAAAGAUGUUCAGUGACGGCUAUUCGGUCUGGCAAUGCAAUGAUACAGAUACUUAAAGUAAAAGUAUUCAUAUUUUGAUCAAGUGUGGGUAACAAGUGCUUUCUGUCAGAAAAGGAAUCCUUAAUCUCUGAAUUGACUUUUCCUUUUUGUUUCACAACAGGGUUGCACCUUUACCUGAAUAUUCUUCUGCUAUAAUUACACACUCUUUCUAUCUUUCAUUUCAUUUCAUUACACAAAUAACAUCAAUGCAAACAAAGCAUCAGGAGUACCAAACCUAGGUGUCACCAAACAUUAAUUCUAGCUUUUAAAGAAUUGUAACUAAAAUUGUAACUAAAAGUUAGUAAGAUUUGCAUUUUUGUUUACCUGUGAACAUUUGUACACCAUUCAGCCACAAGCUUUUGACCACAGACAGGAAAAUAAACAACAGUGAUUAUCUUAUUAAAAUACAAUGUUCCCCUGGGAAA
Oreochromis niloticus (Nile tilapia) is the source of this 6178-nucleotide messenger RNA. RefSeq names its product cilia and flagella associated protein 54. The record is from RefSeq and is a predicted model, not a curated record. Gene Ontology annotation, biological process: cilium assembly. The transcript is spliced from 38 exons. NCBI's taxonomy places the organism in Eukaryota, Metazoa, Chordata, Actinopteri, Cichliformes, Cichlidae. Bases 142 to 5142 code for a protein of 1666 amino acids.